AUGGACGAACCCCGUGGUUCGACCGAGACGUCUCUGCCACCCUACGACGCCGUCUCGCAGCCGUAUCAGGAGGUGUGCCCCCCAACGACUCUCAUCAUAGCAGGCCAGUCGAUCCACGCUCUAACGGCAGAUUCGCCGCCGCUUUAUCAUCUCAGUCUUGGUAUUUCAAACCUUUCGGAUAUCACCACAGAGGUAGAGCUCUCGCGCGUUGAGCCGAAUAAAGAUGGCUCGGGACGCCAACGCCAUAUAUAUGACUUGCGAUAUAUGCGCUCGGGACCUGGUGGCUACGUGAAGCUGCCGUCCGACUCGCCUCACUACUUUAUCGAGCGUGCAAGCCGUCGCGUCCCGGGCCUUCAGGAUCUGGGCCUCAAGAAGAGCCGCUUGCUGGGAAAGGCAUGUACGACUGUUCUGCCCGUUGACAUAAGAGGCAAGACCAGCAAGUACAGCAUACCCAACUUUGUCAAGGACAGCGCCCCCGUGUUCAGUAUCAACAAAGAUAGGUGGGCGGAUGCGCAAGGGGCUCCGAUUGCCUCCAUGCAUGAUACCACCGAGCACAGCCUGAUCGUCACGGCGGCCCUGCCGCGCGCCCAGUUCGACAUGCUCGUAGCACUGUGGUGCUGUAAGGUAUGGGAGUCUGGAGUUGCUAAUGCCGAAAAGGUGCACGAGGGGAUCGACGGAGGUGAGUAA
This is a messenger RNA of Colletotrichum graminicola M1.001, 687 nucleotides long. RefSeq lists its product as uncharacterized. Lineage: Eukaryota; Fungi; Ascomycota; Sordariomycetes; Glomerellales; Glomerellaceae. The transcript has a single exon. Bases 1 to 687 code for a protein of 228 amino acids. The record is from RefSeq and is a predicted model, not a curated record.